AUGCAGCGCGAGGAAUGCAUCUACAACUUGAUCCCGAAGGUGCACGUGGAGCCAGUCAAGCCUGAACGCUACUGCUCCAAGUUCGAUCCGAACGUGCAGCCAACAGGAACCACUUUUGGUGUGCGAGGGAAGACCCGACUGGAAGGUUCCAAUCUCGGCGCAGCUCAGAAGAUAGAGAAACCUGCCAGUGCCCGUGGCUUCGGUCGUCUGCCUGCUAAGCCUGAUCCCAAGACUUUCACCCGAAAAGGCGAACGCAGUGCCACUGCUAUCGUCUCGAAGAAACGUGAGUAUUUGUUUUACCCAUUUGAGAGCUUAACUGACCCAUUUUUAUUUAACCUUUAAAAAAAGCGGGGAAGUUCAAUUAUCCUGGAACUACAAGACCUCCUGUCGUGAAGAAGGAUGACAAGCCCAUUAUGGGACUCAAGUCGGCCAAGAACUUCAUCACGGCUAAUGCUGUCGAGACGAUCCUCGCUGUGCCCGGUAAUCGAGCCCGUGUCCAGAACGAACCGCCGCAGUACAAGACCAAGGAAGACUAUGGCCAAGUUCCGCGAUACUUAAGUCAAGUCAAGGACGAGAUCGAGCGUGAAAACUCGAUGAUCGAGGAGUUUGUGCGGCAGAAUCACAAUCUCAUGGAGGAAGACGGUCGCGAUCGCGUUGAGCCCAUGGACGAGAGUGAGCGACGUGCGCUAGUGGAC
Messenger RNA from Phytophthora infestans T30-4, 695 nucleotides. RefSeq lists its product as uncharacterized. NCBI's taxonomy places the organism in Eukaryota, Oomycota, Peronosporomycetes, Peronosporales, Peronosporaceae. Bases 1 to 342 code for a protein of 113 amino acids. The transcript has a single exon. The record is from RefSeq and is a predicted model, not a curated record.